AUGAACGGUCACCGCAAAUUAACACUUAAUGAAUACCAAACAAAGUUAAGGCAAAUCCAAGAGAAUAGAAGUCCCAAGUCGAAUAAAUUUCACACUCCCUAGCAAAAGGCCAAUUUGGCCUCUCCCAAGAUAUAAGUUGCUGGGAAAUAACAAUAACACAAACUAUUUACAGAUAGAUCCACUUCUACAUAUUAAAAUAUAAAUCUUCCUUUCACUUCUAAAAUGCCGAAGUUGUCUAAGCUACAGUCCUUGGAUGAAGAGUUUAAGCAAUGCGAAACAGCCAAAUUUAAUCCCACGAUUGAGUCUAAAAGCCCAAAAUAAGAAGGGAUAGAUAAAUUAAGGACAUAAUUGAACGAACAAUUUUUAAAGGAAAGCUCGAGUAAUAGAGCAGGUGUUUGUCUCUAAUUUCUUGAACCUACUCUGGUUCACAAUCUCUGUAAUAAUAUCUAAACAAACUUAGUAAACCUAUCUCCCAAAGUCAAGGUAAAUUCGGAGCUUCAUGCAUCGGUUUCUUCAAAAGAUUUAAAUGGUAACACAGCUCUUCAUUUUGCUGCCAGAAAUGGUAAUACACAUCUUGCCCAGGCAUUACUGUACAAAGAUAUACAAAUAGAUGACUAGAAUGAAGAUAAAAUGACACCCUUGCUAAUGAGCGCCUAUUAUGGGAAGUUGGAGACCUUAUAAAUAUUAGUUAACGUUGGAGCUAACAUCAAUCAUCAAGAUAUUCAUGGCAACUCAGCUUUGCAUUAUGCUUGUAAGUUUAAUUUUAAAUCGAUUGUGGAAUUUCUACUCUAAAAAUAACAUCUUGUCUUGUAACAAAAUCUGGAGUAAAAAUAUCCAGAUUAUUACAUUGAAGAUCAAGACAUAGCGUAGAUCUACAAAGAUUAUUAAGAAUAAACAAAAAAAAAACAAACUAAAGAAGUUAUUAUACAAACAACAUAAACAGAAACAAUAUUAAAAAUGUUUUAAAGGAAAAAUAUUAAAUAACAAAAAAACUUAAUUUAAACAAGUAAGUCAUAAAACAACUUGGAUAAAAUACAGGUGCCAUCUCCUAAAAUCAAAUAAUUAUAAACCAAAUUACAAUAACUUGAAUAAUUUAAAACUUAAAUGUAAGGAUUAAAAAGACAAACGACCUUCUCAACCAAUUAUUCUGAAUCUUGUAAAAACAUAAAAGAUGAAGAGGAAAUUUCUCUCUCUUAAUUCUAGAUCCUAGGUUUAAUUGGUAAAGGUAGUUUUGGUCAAGUUUAUCUUGUAAAGAGAUAAAAUUAAUUAUAUGCCAUGAAGGUUUUAGAUAAAUCCAUGAUAUUAAAACACAAUUUGUUUCGUUAUGCUUAGACUGAGAGAAAUGUAUUAUCAAUAACUUCACACCCUUUCAUUGUGAAGUUAAGAUAUGCCUUUCAAACUCCAGAAAAACUCGUAAUGAUUUUAGAUUUUUGUCCAGGAGGAGAUAUGGGGUAACUUUUGGAAGAGAAAAAGAGACUUCCAGAAGCUCAGGCCAAAAAUUACAUUUGUGAAGUAAUCCUUGCUUUGGAAGAUCUACAUUAAAGAGAUAUUAUAUAUAGAGAUUUAAAGCCAGAAAAUAUCGUUAUUGAUGCAGAUGGACAUGCCAUGCUCACUGAUUUUGGACUCUCAAAAGAGGGAAUAUUUGAUGCAAGUCAAGGAGCAAGAUCAUUUUGUGGUUCUGUUGCUUACUUAGCACCUGAAAUGCUUAGAAGACAAGGACAUGGAAAGGCAGUCGAUUGGUAUUUACUUGGAGUAGUCAUGUAUGAACUAUUAGUUGGAGUGCCCCCUUAUUAUGAUAAUGAAAAGGAUUAACUGUUUCACAAUAUUGAACAUGCUAUUCUCAAAAUCCCCUCUUAUAUUUCACCUGAAGGUCGAAACCUCAUUAAAUCACUUCUACAAAGAAAUCCAAUCAAAAGAUUGGGAUCAGGAGUAGGGGACUCGAAGGAAAUCAAAUAACAUCCUUAUUUUUAAGAUGUUGAUUGGGACAAGGUAAAAAACAAAGAGUUGGAGCUUCCUAAACCAACGCGAAAGAUUCGAAUUAAUACACAAACUGGUUAGAAUCUUUUUUAAUAAGAACAUUUAGAACCAUCAUCUCAUAUUCAUGGUUGGUCUUUUGUUCAUGCAGAAUUUUGA
Messenger RNA from Paramecium tetraurelia, 2133 nucleotides. RefSeq lists its product as uncharacterized. Gene Ontology annotation, biological process: protein phosphorylation. The record is from RefSeq and is a predicted model, not a curated record. Gene Ontology annotation, molecular function: ATP binding; protein serine/threonine kinase activity; protein binding. The transcript has 5 exons. NCBI's taxonomy places the organism in Eukaryota, Ciliophora, Oligohymenophorea, Peniculida, Parameciidae.